AAAGUCGUCACUUCCGACGCUUCUGUAACCUGCGGGCGGGAAGCUGCUCCGUGGGUCUUCGUCCACGAUGGUCCGCAUAUUGAACGGAAUCGUCGCGGUGUGCCCGGAUCUGGGAAUCGGGAUCAAUGGAAACCUGCCCUGGCACCCGGUCAGGCUCAGUAAGGAAUUUGCGCAUUUCCGGAAGAUGACAUCAACUCCAUCUGUGAAAGGCAAGCAGAAUGUGGUGAUCAUGGGCAGGAAGACGUGGUAUUCCAUCCCAGAGAAGAACAGACCUCUAAACAACAGAAUCAACAUUGUCCUCAGCAGGCAGUGCAAGCCUUUCUGGCCCAGAAUGCCUCCUGCAGGAGCACACUACUUGGCGUCAGACUUCAGUUCAGCUCUCCGGCUGGUCGACACAGAACUGGCUGAGCAGGCUGACCAGGUCUGGGUUAUAGGAGGCAGCUCUCUCUACAAGGAGUUGAUGGAUAGCCCGGGAACCAGGAGACUGUUUGUCACGCGAAUCCUGAAGCAGUUUGAAUGUGACACAUUCUUACCUGAAAUCAGUCUGGACAAAUAUCGUCUGCUACCAGAGUUUCCAGAUGUACCACACGAGCUGCAGGAGGAGAAUGGGAUUCAGUACAGAUUUGAAGUGUAUGAGAGCAUCCAGGAAUGAAGAGACAAUGGAGAGAUAAAAAAAAAAGUGCAUGUGAUUUGUAAAUGAGCACUAAAAUAUAAAUGCUGAACUUACUGCUGGGAACAGGUGAUGGGGGAAAAAAACCCUAUGUAAACUAGUAUGGGAAUGGACCCACCCAGGCUAUGAGGGAAGUAAAGGAGGAACCAAAUCUAAUUUUAGUUUGUUCAGUUUUCUUCAAGCAACAAAUGACCUUGUAAGAGAGCGAGUGAUGUAAAGGCCAGUUAAAAGCACUGUGCUCUGAGCUCUUACUGUUCAGUCUCAGAUAAACCAUAAAUACGUCACAUCUAGUUACAAAAGCCAUGGUUCCACUUUAUAUUUUUUUUGUAAAGUCUCUUUUGUAUGAAAAAUAAAUGAACCUACAUGUUCCACCUA
This is a messenger RNA of Archocentrus centrarchus (flier cichlid), 1045 nucleotides long. RefSeq names its product dihydrofolate reductase (gene dhfr). The record is from RefSeq and is a predicted model, not a curated record. The transcript has 6 exons. Gene Ontology annotation, molecular function: NADP binding; dihydrofolate reductase activity. Bases 68 to 652 code for a protein of 194 amino acids. Gene Ontology annotation, cellular component: mitochondrion. Gene Ontology annotation, biological process: folic acid metabolic process; dihydrofolate metabolic process; tetrahydrofolate biosynthetic process. Lineage: Eukaryota; Metazoa; Chordata; Actinopteri; Cichliformes; Cichlidae.